Messenger RNA from Callithrix jacchus (white-tufted-ear marmoset), 4613 nucleotides. NCBI's taxonomy places the organism in Eukaryota, Metazoa, Chordata, Mammalia, Primates, Cebidae. The record is from RefSeq and is a predicted model, not a curated record.
AUGAUUGGACCCACUGAGGUGCUGCCUUCUGUGACGCCGCUGAGAGGCUCUCCAGAGCAGCUUGUCUUACACAACCUUGAAGAGACCUCCAAAUGUGAUCGCUGCAAUCAACUGCCUGUGGCCUUCAAACGUUUUUCCCAAACGUGCAAACAACACAAACGUCCAUCAGCUGAUGAAAGGCUAAACCAGUGUGGUAUAUCCAUACAAUGGAAUCGUUUAUUGGACAUGAAAGGGAAGGAUGUACAGGUCCCAGCAAGGCAGAAUCUGGAAAUCAUCAUUUUAAGUGAUGCCAUAGGAGAGCCCAGAGGAGGGAAGUCUGCAGAAGCAGAAAGUAGAUUCCUGUCUGGGUGUCCCGGCUCGCGGCCUGCAUGCGGCGCCCGUGUGGAGGGUCCCACCCCCGCGUCCCACGUGCCUUCCAGGCGUCCAGAGGCCAACGGUCCCCAACCGCGGGCGCUGCAGCUCCUGUCGAGUCCGCAGACCCCGGGAACAUCCGGAAGGCGAACCCCAGUUGCAAGGCCCGCCCUGGCGACUACCAUGAGCAGCUCGCCCGGCAGGGCCCAGCCUGCGCCGUCCCCCGGGGGUCGUCCGAUCCCACGACCACCGCCGUCCCUGACUCCGGGCCCCGUUCAGAGCGUCCAGUGGGGGCGGCCGGCACCCAGCACCCGCAUCCCCGAGGUGCGGCCCCGCCAGGACCUCGCCAAGCCCCAGCGGGGGAUCCCCGAGACCUGCAGCAGCCCGACACGGCCCGGGGACACCGCCCCGGGGCGAGACUCCUCCUGCGCUGGGGAGGAUUGCACGAAGUGGGGGCUGCGGAGAACCCCGAACCCAGGAAGCACCUGGAGCCCGGUGACCAUCAGGAUUGCCCUUCCCGAGCACGCGGAGAGCCCCCGGGGGUCCCCAGGACAGCGAGCCCGCUCCGCUGCCCAGGAGCUCGCCGACCCCGGCGCCCCGGAGAUCCCGCAGACGGCACUGCGCGCGUGCCACAAGGGGAGCACCACGAUACAAGGGCCGCUGGGGUUGCAGGUCCCAGACAGCAAGGGCUGCAGGCGGAACCCGGAGCCCCGGCCCUCCGCCUUCAAGCCCCUGAUCAAAAACGGAGUGGUUGCUUCCUUCGUGCCCAGGCCAGGGCCUCUGAAGCCGAGCCUCGGCUCCUGGAGCCUCAGUGUCUUUGACAAUGCUCGGCCUCUGAUGCUGGUCCAGCCCGCCCAGUCCGCAGUGUGGGCGCUCUGGGAGGCCAGGCCGCCUUCCUGUGGCAGCUGCAGUACGGUCUCCUUCGCCCUCCAGGACACCCAGUCCGCCGGCUCCUAAGAAUCUGCCCCCCCCCCACCUCCUAGACUCAGGUUUUCAUAUCUACUUCCACUUGCUCAUCCUUGCUGUACCCCAACAUGGGACCCUGACCCCACGUUAUCAAGCAUCCCGCCCUGGGCCCCGUCUGCAUACCCCCACUCUUCCCUUUGCGCUCCCUGCCACCCCAGCAGCUGUUGAUUUCAGCUUUGCCCUGUUGGCCCUCUCCUCCCUGCCCUUCUUCCUGCCCUUCCUCUGAAAAGAGGCAUUUCAGGAAGGCUUGCUUUUUCUCCGAGCCUUCCGGUUUGUAUCGUUAGACUGCCCAGUUUGUAUAGUUAAAUAUUUGAUCUUAUUAAAAACAUAUCUCUGCACAAAAUCUACAUAUUUAUAAUAACAACAAAAUAGCUUUUUAUGCCAAAACAAAGGGGAAAGUGUUUUCCAGGCAAGGGCAAGGGUGUGGGGGAUAAUUUCCGUUUAACUGAAGUCCAAAUGUAAGCCCAGUAGAACUGGAGACUGGUGAGAGAGAAGAUACGAGGUUACAGAAAGAGACUGUGAUGAAUACUACAAGGCAUUGGGGCCAGAGUACAGGGUUUAUUCGAAAACCAGCAGUGUUAAGCAGAGGACAGUCUGUGAUCUGGUUGAUAUUUUUAAAAACACGAUUCUGGCUACAACAACGGAAACAGAAGGCACCGGAGAUCAGUACAGUAUUUCAAGAAAGCCAUGAGGAUAGUUUGCUCUGAGAGGCAAGUGGUGCAUCUGAAAGGGUACAGAUAAGUUUGGGGUUGACCUAAAAGUUAGUGUGGGACCUGCUAGUGCCCUAAGUGAUAGCACUGGGAAAGGGGAAGGAUCCAAUAAUUUGAGCAUAUGGGCUCAAGAAACUGGAUGAUGAUAGUGUCAUUUCUCAGGAUGGGCACUACCAAUAGGGAAACUAUUUGAAGAAAUCAGGAGUUUUGUUCAGGGUAUGUUUGCUACAACAACUAAAGCAAUUGCUGUGCUGCUGGUCCUGUGAACUGAGCUAUUGAAAAGAUAAUCCUGGAACUCAUUGGACGGUUUGAGGCUGGAGAACUACGUUUGGGAUUCAUUAUAAGGGAUAAAUUCCUUAUAAUACUGAAAUGGUCCAUAAAGCCACAGGCUACAUGAGAUCAUUUAUGAAGAAAAUAUAGACAGAGAAUUGCAAGGGUGAAGGCUACAGUACUCCUAUAUUUAAACUUGAGAGUGGAUCAAGAAGAACCCUCAAAACCAAGAGCCGUGAGGUAGAAGAACAUCCAGGAGCAGCAGGGACACUGUUCCAGAGCAUGGAAUUGAUCUACCAUGGUGGCUGCCUUUGAGAAGAGAUGUUCCUUCCCUCAUGUCAGAAGAGAAAUUCCUUUAGAGUGUUGCAAGUGGGAAGCCUGAACUGCAUGGGAGAUGGAAGGAAGGGAGGGUGUGUUAGUCCACCUGCAGUGCCAUGAAGGAUUACCCGAGACUGGGUAAUUUAGAAAGAAAAGAGUUUAAUUUUUGUUCUGCAAGCUAUGCAGGAAGUGUGGUGCUGGCACUGGCUUCUGGAGAAGACUUUGGAAGCUUCCAGUCAUGGGGAAAGGCCAAGGGUAAACAGGCACCUCACAUGGAGAUAGGCAUCAAUCAAGGAGAGAGCAGGGAGGUCCCAGAGUUUUUAUAAAUGACCAGCUUACAUGUAUCACCAAGGGGAUGGCUCCAAGCCAUUCAUGAGGAAUCCAGCUUGGGAUACAACACCUCCUACCAAGCCCAACUUCAACAUGGGUGGUUACAUUUCAACAUGAGAUUUGGAGGGGACACACAUCCAAACCAUAUCAGUGGGCUUGGAGAAGGGACUGUAGAAGCCACGAGGAAUACUAGGUUGUGAACUGACGUACGAGGAAUACUGACAUACGCAGUAAGACUGCUGGAGGAAUUUUACUUUGUCUUUAUAUUUUCUUUUAAGAAAGAAUAGGGAGCAAAUGUGAAUAAGAACAGUAUCUACACUAUUGUCCAAGCCAUAGAGGUCUUGGAGUACAAGAAAAAGUGGCUUUGCUGCAGGGCAGGGCACAGGUAAGAUGAAGAAGGGCAGGCAGGUGAUGAGAACAGCUGUAGGAGUUAAGGUUUGUGGGGAUUUUUAUGUGACUCCUCAUGAGUUUCAGCGGGGACUGUGUGAGGUUUGAGAAGACAGGAUGUGAGGUUGGGUCAGAAAUGGAAUAGAGACAUUGCUUACCUGGUAAUUCAUGGCACUAUCUCAGAGUAAUGUGGUUGAUCCAUGACAUUAUGCAAAAGAAUAUUUAUCUGGAAUGUAGGGACACAUUUUAGUAAGAGGGCAAGGACUCCUUACUGUGCACCAGCAUUGCAGUAGCUAAGGAACAGUGAUUCCCCGGUGAACAGAAGCAAACGAAGCCUCCUUCCUUGUAGCAAAAGGGCCUGGCAAUGUGUGAUGUGAACACACAGAUCCCUAGGAGAGAACAGAGAUUCUGAAACAGAUAUCUAAGAACUUAAUAUACGAAAAUGGUGACGUUCAAAAUCUCUGUGAAAAUAAUUAACUGCUGAAGAAAUUGGAUUGCAACUAUUGAACACCCAAUUAGGAAUAAGAAUAUAGGAAUGUAAUUAGCACACUCAAAUAGCUUGCUCCCCAGGAUCCCUUUAGUGUUCCAAUACCUUUAAACCUCUAUCAAUUUGAUAGCGCUUUUACAACAAAUUCAUUUAAAUAUGUUAGCAAACCAGUCCACAAAAACCUUUUUGGUUAUGUAGGUAAUUAUUUCAUAGGAGAACCAAAUGUAAGUGCAGAAAGAGAUUUGCUUUCUUGUAAGCUUAAUAAUUUGAGAGGACUUAAGUAGAGUUAAACAAAACAAUUCCUUUGAAUUAGGUGUGGGCCAGUUAUAAUACACUGGGAAAUAUCCACAAGUAAUGAAAACUUGAAAUACAAGUGGCUGGAGAGGAGGCUACUUUUAUAAUCCACAUAGCAGACCAGGGGUUACUAUUUCACAGUGGUAAGCCAUCACUAAAUAUAUCAAUGACAAGAAAAUAGAGAAUACAUAGAAUUACUAAAAUCAUAACUCUACAGUUCAUAUAACAAAUAAUUCAAAUUAUUAAUAAACGUAAAAUACUCAAAAAUGUUCUAUAUAUUCACAGAAAUAUAUAUGGAAUUUCCACUCAUCAUUGCAAAAAUCAAGGUCUGCUAAUCUCCUUUGUAGGAGACCAGAUAAUAUAAUCUAAAUUUGGUAAAUUGAUCAGAAUGAAAGUCUGCAAAUUAUCUCUGCAUGUAAAUUCUUAAUUACUCUUCUAUUUUGGCAGUGUCAUUUAAUUUUAACAAAGUAUUCAAUAUGCAGUAAAGACAUGAGCCAUGA